UCGCUCGCGUGCUCCGCCCCACCAUUCCCCCACUCCCCCUCCCCACCCCGCCCCGCCCGAUGGCGACCGCCGAGCCGGGCCCGCUCAGGCCCGCCUGCGCCGUCACCUUCGGCCGCUCCACGCUCCUCGGCCGCCACCUCGCGGCCGCGCUCGCCGCCUCCGGCCGCUGGUCCGCCGUCGCCGUGCUCGACCCCUCCUCCCCGGGCGCCGCCUCGCCGACCGCCCACGUCGCCGUCGACCUCUCCGACCCCGCGGCGGCGCUCGGCCCCGCCCUCGCCGGCGUCGCGGCCGUCUUCCACGUCGACCCCACCUCCGCCGCCGACGCCGCAGGCGACGGCUCCUUCCUCUCGCUCCACCGCGUCGCGGCCGAGGGCACCAGGCGCCUCCUCGCCGCCUGCCGCGCCAGCGGCGUGCGCAGGGUCGUCUACACCGGCUCCGCCGACGCCGUCGCCGCCGCCGCGCUCGAUGUGGUCGACGCCGACGAGGACUCGGUGCCGUACCCCGACAAGUUCGGGAGCGCGGUCAGCGAGCUCAGGGCGCAGGUCGAGAUGAUGGUUCUGAGCGCGGAUGGGAGUGACGGGAUGCGGACGUGCGUGCUACGCCCCAGCAAUCUGUUCGGGCCAGGGGAUUCGAGUUUGGUGAGGUUCGUUGCUGGAUAUGCAAGGUCCCCCUUGGGCAAGUUUGUAAUAGGUAGUGGAGGUAACAAGUCUGACUUUACGUAUGUGGAAAAUGUGGUACAUGCCAACAUUUGCGCUGAAGAAGCUUUAUGUUCAAAUGCUGCUUCUGUUGCUGGAAAGCCUUUUUUUGUUACUAAUGGUGAACCUAUUGGAACGUGGGAGUUUGUGUCCUGCAUGAUGGAAGCCAUGGGUUGCCAAAGGCCCAGAGUUAAUCUUCCUGCCAAGAUGUUAUUGUUUGCUGCCCAGUUCUCCAAUAUGAUUCAUCACAGAUUGGGUUUGCAAAUGUCAUCCGCUCCACCUCUCUAUCCUGAUGCAGUAUACUUCUUGUCACACACAAGAACUUUUAACAUUUCCAAAGCUAGAAGGCAACUUGGAUAUGCCCCAAUUGUAUCAUUGGAGGAUGGAAUCAUGAGAACUGCUGCGUCAGUUUCGGAACUACAAGAUAAUUUGGGUAUAUCUAGGAAACAAGGUUCUUGUGGAUCAUCGAAAGCAGAUAAGCUGCUUGGGAGUGGAGUAGCCGCUGAUAUUCUCCUUUGGAGGGAUGAAAAGAAAACCUUCUCAUAUAUCACACUACUGUUUCUGCUGUUCUACUGGUUCUUUCUUUCAGACAGAACUUUUGUCUCUUCGUCUGCCAAAAUUCUUCUAGUGAUCUCCCUGGCUCUUUACAUCCAUGGUGUCCUACCUUCAAAAGUGUAUGGUUUUACAGUAGAGAAGGUAACUCCUGAUUGUUUUGAAGUAUCAGACUCAACAUUGAGGAAUCCAAUCAUGUGCAUGGUUUCUGUAUGGAAUGGAGGUAUUCAUAAACUGAGGGUUCUAGCGGAAGGUGAUGACUGGGGUACCUUCUUAAAGGCUGUUGCUUCCUUGUUCUGUGUCAAAGCAAUGUUGCACUUCCAGUUUAGAACGCUAAUUGGUCUUGCGCUAGCAUCCUUGUUCAUUGUCUUCAUUGUCUACGAACAAUGUGAGGAUGAGAUUGACGCUUUAGUAGCUAUGGCAUCUGUCAAAAUCAAAUCCCUAGUGGAGAGAGUGGUUAGAGAACUGCCGGCUGUUCGAAAUGCGCUGGUCCCUUCGAAGGCGUCUUAUAUUUUACAGAUAAUGUUGGCCAUGACAGUUUGACGCUUUGUGGGCUGCAGCAUGCUCAGUUCGCGCACUUUCUCGAUUUCUGCUGCAGUUGUCCAAGAUACUUGCCCCAACAAGUUUCGGUGAAGUGUGAAGUCCAGCUGACUGGAGAGGAACGCCUGUUCAUACAUUGGAACAUUUUGGCAAUGUGUGUAGUGUGUAUCUAACGUUUUCAUUCAAGAACUCCAUCUCCCUGCUUAGUUGUAGCUCCUUACUCAGUACUUAAGUUUUCAUCUCGAAAAGAUGUCUCGUUGAUCGCUCACAGAA
Molecule: messenger RNA, 2060 nt
Organism: Hordeum vulgare subsp. vulgare (domesticated barley)
Lineage: Eukaryota; Viridiplantae; Streptophyta; Magnoliopsida; Poales; Poaceae
Product: 3beta-hydroxysteroid-dehydrogenase/decarboxylase-like
Exons: 11
Coding region: 60-1790 (576 amino acids)
Biological process (GO): steroid biosynthetic process
Molecular function (GO): 3-beta-hydroxy-Delta5-steroid dehydrogenase (NAD+) activity
Source: RefSeq, a predicted model, not a curated record